CGGCAAGAUCUUGCGAUUAAUACCAUACAUAGCAAACACUUGAAGCCCCAUACCUUGUCAGGCAGUUAAUCCUAAUGGUCCGAGGUACAUGAGUUGACUCAGACCGUUAUGCCACCUUGUGCUUCCCCUCAAGAUUGCACUACACCAAAAAGCGGCCUACAGGCAGGCUUUCUUGCUACAUGUGUAUUUCCAGUGCCACUACUUAUGUCAGGAAAGCAACCACUGACGAUGAUCUUCUUGUCUCAGCACUCAUGUCAGCGGGCUUCGAUCCGAGAGGUCGAGCUGCUGUCAAUGAUGAGGGAUUGGGGCGAGGAGUACCAUGUUCCAUCAACAAGCCUGAAACUGAUUAACAUAUAAACACGCAGCGCAGACUUCCUUGGGACGAAAUCUCGAGAACUUUCAUUCUCGCUCUCUCCUAUAAUCAAAAUAACCCCUUUUUAAGUCCUCAUACUAAGAAAUCGUCGCAAUGUGGCCCUCUCAACUCUUACCAUUCCUCCUCGCCCUCGCCGCUACCACCUGCGCCGGCUCCCCCCUGUACGCGGCCAUCAUCCCAACGAUCCCAAGCCUGACCAUCACGCCCACCAUUCUCAACAUCUCAACUCCCCUAAUCCCCAUCCCCACCUUCAGCACCAGCCGCAUAACCCGGCACACACCACUCCCGCUCCACAGCACCACAGCCAAGACACCAUCAUCCAACUCGACCAGCGCCAGCACCGGCGUGAUCCCGCACCCGCUCAGCCCGACCAACACCGCGGGGCCGCGCGUCGCGCGCGGCGACAUCCACAGCGGCGUGACGACGGCGACGCUGUACAGCGACGGGCACGCGUACACCGUAACCCAAUACAGCGAGGUGAACCCGGAGCUGUCGACGAUCGGACUGACCACCACGAUGCGGGACGGCACGCUCGUGACCGCGCCCGCCACCAUGCCCAUCAUCAGCGCCACGUCGGACACCGGGUCGCCGUGGAGGACCACGGCUACUAGUAGCACGUGGUCGUGGUGGAGCGAGGACCCGGGCAUGAGCAGCCGCGUGAGUGUCGGGCUUCCUACCGUAACGUCGGCUUUUUGAUGAGGAUAGGGGUCGGUGCCUAAGGGUGAGAGGGGUAUAGGAAGGGCCCUCGCGAGAUUGAAAUUUAGAGACUCGUUCAGGUGGGGUUAGGUGAUAGCAGAGUAUGGAGGAUGCGUUUGGGUAUUAAGAGGUGCUAAUUUUCUUUCUUGUUAGUAUUGCGGCCAUGGACAGUUAUUUUUCUCGCGAUAUGGGAAUAGGGGGGAAGGAGGCUACGAUGCAAUAUCGUUUUAGAA
Annulohypoxylon truncatum is the source of this 1302-nucleotide messenger RNA. RefSeq lists its product as uncharacterized. The record is from RefSeq and is a predicted model, not a curated record. Lineage: Eukaryota; Fungi; Ascomycota; Sordariomycetes; Xylariales; Hypoxylaceae. The transcript has a single exon. The coding region runs from base 467 to 1069 and encodes 200 amino acids.